Molecule: messenger RNA, 276 nt
Organism: Colletotrichum destructivum
Lineage: Eukaryota; Fungi; Ascomycota; Sordariomycetes; Glomerellales; Glomerellaceae
Exons: 2
Coding region: 1-276 (91 amino acids)
Source: RefSeq, a predicted model, not a curated record
AUGAUUAUCUAUGCCAGGGAGUAUCAUGGGGUGGGCUCGCUCCACGACCGACCUGGUGCCUCGGACAACAUAUUCCAGCAAGUAAUAUGUCUCCCACACCUCAUUUGGAAGCACUUUGUAGCCCAUUUGCAGGGCCCUGGGUGCGGCAAUCCAGACAUACUUAUGACUAAACGCGAUCCAAAGGUUUCAAAGAAAUACAUAGGGAAGGAUUUUGACACAGAGCGCCAUCCAGAUGUGAGCACUUCAACCCUAGACUGCCUAAGAGUCGAGGGGUAG